AUGUCUCAGAUUGAGCAAACAGCUAAGCUGCUUCAGCAGUUCAACUUACCUGCCCUGCAUUUGGCUAAAAUGAUGCGUUCUUCACUUAAUGCAACUACUAAUUUCUCACAACCUGACGUUCAAGCCAAGGAAAAGGUGGCUCCUUUGUUGUUCCAGGCAUUCUCAGCACUCCCUUACAUAUCACAGAUUGCAUAUGUGGGAUUAGACGGCCCUUUCUUCUCGUACUACUACGAGGGUAACCAAAGUUCUGCAAUGUACUAUGGGGGCAACACGGUUUAUAAGCAGCGGGUUGAUUCAAACACAGGAAAACUGUAUGGAAAUGCUAAGAAAUCCAGCUUCCCAAUUGUUGCCAUCAUGAGGUGGGCUCGAGAAGCUUUGAACAGUAGCAACCAGCAGCAUGCUUUAGUGGACAAAGGAUGGAACAGUGGUGCUGAAGAUGAUGACCUCAUGUUCAUCACCAUGGUUGGUGUGCAUCGUAAAGCGACAGUCUUGCUGGGGAUUUCAGCAGAAACUCUCAUGCAUUUCUUUGCUAGCAUUGACCUUCACGGUGGGAAGUUGCAAUUGGCCACUAGAGAUAGCAAUCAAGUGCUUUUAGAAGGGAUUCCAGAAUCUCAUAUUGCAGCCAGCAAUGGCAAUUCAAUAUCCAUUGCUGUUGCAGGCAAUAAUGUUACCUGCGUUCUGGGGGCUGGAACACUGACUGUACCAUCAGUUCUCAACAUUGGAAAACAAGAGUACCAAGUAUAUUGUUCCUCGAUUGAAGUUGUUGGAGUUGAAUCAGUCUAUGCAUUGGCUUUUCCAAAUGACGAGCCACAGGGAAGUGCUGCAGUUCGUAGGGGGAGAAGCUUUGCUUUCGGCCUGUUGAUCAUAAUGAUAGCUGCAGUUUUCAUCUCAAUCUUUGCCUUUCUUCUGCUCAUAGCAAGGGCUGAGAUAAGAGAGACACAACUGUGUAGAGGAUUGAUAAAGCAAAUGGAAGCCACUCAACAAGCUGAGAGAAAGUCUUUGAAGAAGAGUCUUGCCUUUGCCACUGCAAGUCACGAGAUUCGUAACUUGUUGACACCCAUUGUUGGUUUCAUACAGGACUGUAAUGAGGAUUUGCCUCCAAAUUUAGCUACAGAAACAAACCUGAAAGCCAUUCAUGAUUCCACAAAGGACCUAGUAGGCUUCUUAAAUGCCAUUCUGGACACAAGCAAGCUUGAAGAAGGCAAGAUGCAGCUGGAAGAAGAAGAAUUUGAGGUAGCAGAAGUUCUUGAGGAUGUGGUCAAUUUAUUUCAUCCUAUAGCCAUGGAAAAAGGCGUAGAUCUGGUGCUAGAUCUUUCAGAUGUCUCGAUUCUCAAGUUUGGUCAUGUAAGAGGUGACAGGGGAAAGCUGAAACAGGUGCUAUGGAACUUGGUGAGCAAUGCUGUGAAGUACACUGACGAAGGGCAAAUCGUGGUACAUGCCAAGGCCCAACAACCAAGUUUGGAGAGCCGGAUCAUAGCUUCUCAUCCAGACGGUUGCUCCAAAUGGGUGUCGAAAUUGCUCAAGUGGAACCUUGGAGAAGAAGGUACUAACAUGGAAGAUGAUGUGAGCACAGUGAAGCAGAUGAUUCCUAAUGGGAUGGAGUUUGUUUUUGAGGUUGAUGAUUCUGGUAAAGGAAUUCCUAAAGACAAGCAGAAAUCGAUAUUUGAAAAUUAUGUUCAAGUGAAAGAAACUUCUAAGGGGCAAGUUGGCACUGGCUUAGGACUUGGCAUCGUUCAAUCUUUGGUGCGACUAAUGGGUGGUGAAAUCGGAAUUGUCGAUAAGAAAGACGAAAAGGGAACUUGCUUCAGGUUCAAUACCAUCCUUACUGUGACUGAGAAUACUAAUUAUCAUAAUAAUAACACAAGAGACAUAGAGACAUCAGGUGAUGGGAGCACAGAAGAUGGUAACCUGAGAAACCACGACGAGUCCCAUGUAGUUCUCAUGAUUCAGAACGAAGCACGACGAGCAGCUGCACAGAAGUUGAUGGUGAAGUUGGGAAUAAAGGUAUCAGUUGUGGAGCAAUGGGAAAACCUCCAACCUUUGCUUAGAAAAAUAAAGUCCAAGCAGAGCUAUUCUCCUCACAGCUCUUCAGGAAAAUCAGAGUUGGGCUCAAGGAGUGUGAACUCCAGCAGUGGCAGAUCAAAGGAAUUUCCUUUGAGUGCCAUGAAAGACUUGGACGAGAGACUGACUUCUUCCAACAAGGGAAAAACCGUCAGCAGAAUCGGGUCAGGAGAAUUUGUUAUGCUUGUGAUUGAUGUUAGUGCUGGACCGUUCCAUGAACUUCAGCAGGUUGUAACAGAGUUUCGAAGAGGGAUUCACAGUUCUAGCUUCAAGGUUGUUUGGAUUGAUAAACCCAAUUCAAGAAGAGUUGACAAGGACUUGACAGAUCCGAGCGAUGAGAUAUUGCUGAAACCAUUUCAUGGUUCUUGUCUGAAUGAAGUGAUCAAAUAUCUGCCCAAGUUUGAAGGGACAACCAUGCUUUCCAAGAAUCCGGCAAAAGCAAGGCAACAACACCAACCAAGGGAUUCGUUUGAAGACUGGAGGAGUUCUGCUGCUGCUGCAAGGCAUCAGAUGAUCAUCACACCUCGGGUUGGUGCUGGACGCUCGGAGAUUGAGGAAGAACAUGAUGAUGUUCUGCCUUUGGAUGGACUGACAUUCUUGGUUGUAGAUGAUCAGGCGACUAUUCGGAUUAUAUCGGCGUCCAGUCUUUCAAAGCGAGGAGCUAAGUGUGAGCAGUGUGAAAAUGGGUUGCAAGCUGUGGAGCGUUUUAAAGCUGGCAUGGAACAGCAAGCUAGGAGCGGAGCUACUGCUCAUGUCCCUCCUUACGACUGUAUCAUCAUGGACUGCGAGAUGGAGAAGAUGGAUGGACGUGAAGCCACGAUAGCAAUAAGGGAGGAGGAGAGACAGUAUGGGAUUCACACACCUAUUAUAGGAGUAACAGGGCAUACAUCAAAGCAAGAACUACACAGAUUAAUUGAAGCUGGAAUGGAUUCUCACCUCACUAAACCCUUUAACUGUGAUGACAUUUUGGUAGCAAUGAGGAGGAUCCGAGGCAGUCCAUGGUAG
Messenger RNA from Linum tenue, 3066 nucleotides. Lineage: Eukaryota; Viridiplantae; Streptophyta; Magnoliopsida; Malpighiales; Linaceae. The record is from the annotation of a GenBank genome assembly.